UCGGAAGCUAAGUUACAGAUCAUCACGUCACAAUUCCUCAACGGCCUCUAUCAUCCGCCCCUGCUACUUGUUUGUUUGACCUUUCGACUCCCUCAGAACUUGUCCUUUCUCUGACUGACUUUGUCUCUCCUCGCGUCAGCUUAUCCCCGUCAUGUCUGAUUCUCGAGGUGGCCAACAACGAGGCCGUGGUAGAGGCGGUGAUCGUGCCAGAGGCGACCGUGGACGGGGGUAUCGUGGAGGUGGAGGCGGCCGUGGCUCUUUCGAUCUUCCCUUUCGUCCAGGAAACGAUGGGAGAGGCGAUAGCAGGGGUCGUGGCCGUCCCAGAGCUUCCGAUGCAUUCCGUGGCGCUCGCGCGCCCCGCGGUGGACGAGGUGGCUAUGACGGCCCGCCAGUCUUCUCUCCCGGGGGAGACCUCAAACCCAACCCCCAGGUCGAAAAGAAGGAGGAUGAGAUGAUCAAAGCAUUGAUCAAGGCACCGCCCCCGCCCGAAGAAAAAAAUUUUCCUGUGCGUCCCGGCUACGGUACACGGGGAAAGAGAGUCGAUUUAUUCGCCAACUAUCUCCACCUCAAGUCGAUCGGUAAAACCCUCUACCGCUAUCGCGUCGAGAUUCUGGAAGACCGAUCCGUCAGGAAGCCCACCGGCAAGAAGGCAAAGCAGGUCAUCAAGCUGUUGAUUGAGGAGCAUUUUGCUUCACAGCGAAAUGGCGUUGUCACCGACUUCGUCUCCACUCUCAUCUCCCGGAAUGAGCUCCUGGAGGAAGCUGAGGUCGAUCGCACGUACGACGUCCGCUACCGGGAUGAAUACGACGAUGAAUAUCAGGAGCAACCGAAGGUCUAUCGGGUGAAGUGUCAGCACACCGGCAUUCUGGAACCGUCUGACCUUUUGGACUACCUGACCUCGGCCCAUGCGACGGAUAUGUUCGCAAAGAAGCCGGAGAUUCUCCAGGCUAUGAACAUUGUCCUGGGCCAUCCACCCAAAGUCGACCCGAAUGUUUACUCAGUGGGUGCCAAUAGACACUUUGCGAUCGCCCAUGGUCAGAAAGAGGGUUACAACCUCGGAGACGGGCUCGAGGCUCUUCGUGGGUUCUUUGUGAGCGUCCGUGCCGCAACUAGUCGCCUGCUCGUCAAUGUUCAAGUCAAAUAUGCGGCCUGCUACCAGGAAGGCGCACUCGCGACCCUGAUAACCAGUUACCAACCUCACCGCUUCGAAUUCCACUCCCUGCAACGUUUCUUGAAGAACCUGAGAAUUCGGGUAACACACAUUGAACGCAAGAAUAAGCGGGGAGAACUCAUUCCACGAUUCAAGCGAAUUGCUAGUCUGGCUAACACGGGAGAUGGCGCAUCGCUGCCCCAUCCUCCGAUAGUCCCUCGUCCGGGAGCCGGUCCCAAUGAUGUGAAAUUCUGGUUGGACGAAGCUGGCCAACAGUCAUCGCAGCAGAAGCCGGCAUCCUCGAAGAAGAAGGGCGGCAAAAAGCCAGUCACAGCGGGGCCUCCGCCAGCUGGAAGAUACAUUAGUGUAGCGGCCUUUUUCGAUGAACAUCACAAUAUCAGAAAUUUGGAUGCCCGAAUGCCAGUGGUGAAUGUUGGGAGCCGCGAAAAUCCCAGUUAUUUGCCCGUCGAAGUCUGCAACGUCGAACCAGGUCAGCAAGCAAAGACCAAGCUGAGUCCCUUCCAGACAAGGCAAAUGUUAGAAUUUGCAGUCCAUCCCCCGCCAUUUAAUGCCCAGUCGAUUGUGAAUAAUGGAACUCGCAUCCUUGGACUCGGUGCUGCUCCAAAUGCUACAUUGAAAGAGUUUGGUAUUCAAGCAGAUCCCCGACUCAUCACAGUGCCCGGCCGCAUCCUCGAUGCUCCUCAAAUCUUCUACAGAGACGCGAAUAACAAAGAGAAGCAAAUCCCGCCCAGCGGUGGCAGCUGGAAUAUGAGGUCCAUCAGAUUCUCAAUCGGCUCUACCUUGGGUUCCUGGGCCUGGGUUUUCCUGGACUCCAACCCAACUAGAGCCCCCACGCGCGAGGUACUUGGGGCCUGCCUGCAACAAUUCGUGACGAAGCUGAGAGAAGUCGGGGUUCAGGCUAACCCCCCUAAAGGCGGAGAGCACGUUGUUCUCGCUCGCCGUGACGUGGAUGGUGAGAUUGGUGGCGCUGUCAAGAGGCUGAUGGCCGCUCAUAAACCUACCAUGAUUCUUGGCAUUCUUACCGACCAAAGCACGGACGUUUAUAACUGCAUGAAGCGAGUCUGUGACGUUCGGGAGGGUGUCCGCAAUGUAAACGUGCUUGUCAAAAACUUCACGAACGAAAGGGGCCGCGAACAAUACCUCGCCAACGUCGGCCUGAAGGUCAAUCUGAAGCUCGGGGGUGCGAAUCAGCUGAUUCCUAGAGAGCUGGGGAUAGUGAGCAAGGGCAAGACUAUGCUUGUUGGUAUCGAUGUGACUCACCCGUCUCCUGGGUCAUCCACAAAAGCCCCUAGUGUUGCGGGAAUGGUCGCCUCGGUUGAUUCUUACUUGGGUCAAUGGCCAGCAGAACUCCGGAUCCAGACAUCGCGCCAAGAGAGGGUCAGUGAGUUGGACACGAUGCUGAAAGCUCACCUCGGCCGGUGGGCUAAGACCAACAAGGGUCAGUAUCCGGACAACAUCAUCGUAUACCGCGACGGAGUCUCUGAAGGGCAGUAUGAAAUGGUUGUCCAGGAAGAACUGCCUCUUCUCAAGAAGGCUUGCCAGCAUAUGUAUUCAAAGACGGAGUCCGCCAAAGGGCUGCCACGGAUCUCGGUCGUGGUCGUUGGCAAGCGGCAUCACACGCGGUUUUAUCCUACGCGUGAAGAGGACGCGGAUGGCUUCCUGAAUCCCAAGAACGGCACCGUGGUCGACCGCGGUGUGACGGAAGCCCGCAACUGGGAGUUUUACCUACAGGCUCACACUGCUCUCAAGGGCACCGCUCGCCCGGCGCACUACUUCACUGUUUGGGACGAGAUCUUCUGUCGAGAGAAGCCCAAGGAGGGGCAGAACACAGCUGACAUCCUGGAAGACCUCACGCACAAGAUGUGUUAUUUGUUCGGACGGGCGACCAAGGCCGUGAGCAUCUGCCCCCCAGCAUAUUAUGCCGAUCUGGUCUGCGAGCGAGCGCGAUGCUAUCUGUCUGACUUGUACAAUGCGACACCGACCGGUAGCGUCGUCACCGGCGUUGGGGGUGGGGGUGGUGCUGAUACCGUGGACGGUGGCAGGGUCACCAUCCACCCCAACGUCAAGGAUACGAUGUUCUAUAUUUGAGGCUUUCUUGGCGAGUUGGGGUAAUUGGCAUGUUGAGUGAUGUUUCGCACGAGAUGUUGGGAGUUGCUUUUUGAAUGGCACAAUGUGCGAUUGUUGUAGCGAGCGUACAGUUCUGUUCUGGGUCUUAUGAGACGGAAUGCUCAUAUGCUGGUCAUAUUUCGGGUUUAAAUGCAGAUACGGUCUUAGUUGCACACAGAAUGACAUUUACUGCCUGCUUUCUAGUA
Molecule: messenger RNA, 3483 nt
Organism: Aspergillus japonicus CBS 114.51
Lineage: Eukaryota; Fungi; Ascomycota; Eurotiomycetes; Eurotiales; Aspergillaceae
Product: putative RNA interference and gene silencing protein (Qde2)
Exons: 1
Coding region: 152-3259 (1035 amino acids)
Molecular function (GO): RNA binding; protein binding
Source: RefSeq, a predicted model, not a curated record